This is a messenger RNA of Dendrobium catenatum, 4492 nucleotides long. RefSeq names its product nuclear pore complex protein NUP133. Gene Ontology annotation, biological process: poly(A)+ mRNA export from nucleus; transcription-dependent tethering of RNA polymerase II gene DNA at nuclear periphery; protein import into nucleus. Gene Ontology annotation, molecular function: protein binding; structural constituent of nuclear pore. The record is from RefSeq and is a predicted model, not a curated record. Bases 116 to 4132 code for a protein of 1338 amino acids. The transcript is spliced from 9 exons. NCBI's taxonomy places the organism in Eukaryota, Viridiplantae, Streptophyta, Magnoliopsida, Asparagales, Orchidaceae. Gene Ontology annotation, cellular component: nuclear pore outer ring.
CCGAACUGUUUUUUUAAUUCGUUUCCGCUGUUCUUGCCAUUCUCUUAAUGCUAAAACCCUAAAACCCUCGAGCCUCCGACGAUAAGCGCAAUCGAAAGCCACGCCUCGUCUACCCAUGUUCUCCCCGGCGACGAGGAAAUCUUCACUACUUCGGCAGAAAGAUCGUAAUCAAUGGGGUCAUGCAGCUUCGGCUCCACCUGUUUCGUCUCCGUCGACGCCUCUUCCUUUGGAGCAGGCCAGCGGCUUUCUUUUGACCCCUUCAAUCCCCAACCGUCCUACGACUGGCACGCCAGCUCCUUGGGCCACUCGCCCAUCCGUAGCUGUGAGAAUUCCGACUACAAAGGAUUUAGAGAAGGGAACUGAUGUUGAUCAAACGAAACCAGUUUAUGUCGGGGACUUUCCUUGUCAUCUUCGUGAUGCACAAGAGGAACUGCUGCAUGAGGUUUCAUCAGGUGAUAAGUUGUUCACAGGUGGCAUGGAUAAGGGAACAGGACUUUGUUGGAUAAUAUGCGGAAAUAAGCUUUAUAUAUGGAGCUAUUUAUCAGCCUCUGUUUCAAAUAAAUGUGUAAUUCUUGAAAUACCUUCCUCUGUCUUAGAAAUAAGUGAUGGAAACAGGAAAGGAAAGCAUUUUAAUCACUGGAUGGUCUGCAUAGUUAGAUGGGAUGCUGUUUCUGCAAAGACUGAGAAGGUGUUACGACACUGCAAUUCCGCUGGUGUUAUCAUCUGCCAUAUGAAGACUCAAGCUCUUGUAUAUUGGCCUGAUAUUUUUGCGGAAAGUAGAAACAUGCCAGUUUUUAGCCUUCCAACUCCCUUGGAUGUCAGUGAAACCAAUUUUCAUAAUGAAGGGAGAAAAGAUGCCAACGAGCACCAAGAAAUUUGUUUGGUUGGAAGCGUUCACCUGUCUGAACACCAUCAUAUUAACUCUAUUAUUGCCGCCCCAGUUUCUGGCAGUUCUAAAGAGUGCAUUGCAAUAGCUUGCCAAUCUAGUGGCAAGUUGUGGCAUUUCUAUUUUACUCCAUCUGGAAUUUAUAGGAAAAAGAUCCGUCAUGACAUAUUUGGUGCUGGUUGUGUUAGUCAUUCUCAGACAAAUAAAAGGUAUGCAAGAUCACUCAACUGGCAUCUUCAGCCACAUGCAUGCUCAGAAAAAUCUGGUUGGCAAUUCUUUUUGUUGACAGACCGUGAAAUUCAGUAUUGGAAUGUCAUGCUCACACCUGAGGUAAAUGUAACAAAACUAUGGGUGAACGAGAUUGUUGGUAAUGAUGGCGAUCUGGGCAUUAAGAAGGAUCUGGCUGGGCAAAAGCACAUCUGGCUUUUGGACAUGCAGGUGGAUGAGCGUGGUAAGGAAAUUAGUAUUCUUGUGGCAACAUUUUGCAAGGAUCGGCUAGGCGGUUCAAGCUAUACUCAGUAUUCUCUCCUAACAAUGAUAUGCAAAGCUGGAAAGAACAUCAACACAGAGAAUUCUGCUGCAAUGAGUGCUAGGGUUUUGGAGAAGAAAGCACCUCUUCAGGUUAUAAUUCCUAAGGCAAGAGUGGAGGAUGAAGAGUUCUUGUUUUCUAUGAGGCUUCGUGUUGGAGGCAAGCCUUCUGGUUCUGCAAUUAUAUUAUCUGGGGAUGGGACUGCAACUGUGACCAAUUAUCUUAGAGGUUCUAUACGGCUUUAUCAGUUUGAUUUACCAUAUGAUGCAGGAAAGGUUCUAGAUGCUUCUGUUUUCCCUUCUGCUGAGGAUGAUGAAGAAGGGGCAUGGGUUGUUCUGACUGAAAAAGUCGGAGUGUGGGCUAUACCUGAGAAGGCAGUUUUACUUGGUGGAGUUGAACCUCCAGAGCGAAGUCUAUCACGCAAAGGGAGCUGCAAUGAAGGAAUCACACAAGAAGAAAAAAGAAUUCAGGCUUUUGGCGGAAAUAUGGCUCCUAGAAGAGCUAGUUCUGAAGCUUGGAGUUCUGGAGACAGACCAAGAUCGGUGAUAACCGGUAUUGUGCAGAGAACUGCCCAAGAUGAAGAAGCGGAAGUUUUACUUGGCCGUCUUUUUUGUGAUUUCAUGAUAUCUACUGAAGUUGAAGGUGCAUUUGAGAAGCUUAGUUUUAAAGGAGCAUUUGAAAAAGAAGGUGAAACAAAUGUUUUUGCUCGCAUGAGCAAAUCCAUUGUGGAUACACUGGCUAAACAUUGGACUACAACUAGAGGAGCUGAACUUGUGGCAUCAGCUAUUGUGUCGUCCCUUUUGUUAGAUAAACAGCAAAAACAUCAAAAAUACCUUCAUUUUCUUGCUCUGUCCAGGUGUCACGAUGAACUUUCUCUCAAGCAAAGGCAUGCUUUGCUGACCAUCAUGGAACAUGGUGAAAAACUUUCCAGCAUAAUCCAACUGAGGGAGUUACAGAAUAUGAUUAGCCAAAACCGCUCAAACAACGCUGAUACUCUGCCUUCUCAAUCAGAGAAUCGGCUGGGUGGUUCUCUGUGGGACCUUAUUCAAUUAGUUGGAGAUAAAGCUCGUAGAAAUACGGUAAUGCUUAUGGAUAGAGAUAAUGCUGAAGUAUUUUACAGCAAAGUUUCUGAUAUAGAAGAAUUUUUUGAUUGCCUUACCCAUCACAUUACUUAUAUAAUUGGUGAAGAUCAACCAUAUAAUAUUCAGCUGCAACGGGCUUAUGAAAUAUCAAAUGCCUGUUCAAUUUUAAUUCAGGCUGCCAUGCAGUAUAGAAUAGAAAACCAGACCUGGUAUCCUUCUCCUGAAGGAUUGAUACCUUGGAAUUGCCAGCCAGUGGUCAGGGCAGGUUUAUGGUGUAUAGCAUCUUUCAUUAUGAAACUGUUUAAAGAAUCAGCUUUAAUUGACAGCUCAAGGAAACCAGAUCUGUGGUCCCAGUUAGAGGUACUAACUGACAUCUUACUGGAGGCAUAUACUUGCUCUAUCACUGCAAGAAUUGAAUGCGGGGAAGAGCAUAGGGGUUUGGUGCAAGAAUACUCGAGGAAGAGGGAUGAACUGCUUGAUUCCUUGUUGGAACUAACCAAAAGAUUUGCAGAUGCGAACUACCAGGAUAAAUGCAAGGGUGUCGAAGAUCUUGAGGUUAAAGAAGAUAUUUUUAGAGAAGUUUCUUUACCACUACUAGCAAUUGCAAAAAGGCACGAAGGUUAUCCCACACUAUGGCAUAUAUGCUAUCAUCUUAAUGAUUCUGGACUCCUGAGAAACCUGAUGCAUGAUAGUCGUGGACCUAAGGGAGGAUUUAGUAAUUUUGUCUUUGAGCAGUUGAUAAAAAAUCAUCAAUUUGCUAAGCUAUUGAGGCUUGGAGAAGAGUUCCGGGAUGAAUUAGCUAGUUUUCUCAAGGAUCAUAAUGAUCUGCUGUGGCUUCAUGAGAUUUACUUGUCUCAGUUCUCCUCUGCUUCAGAAACUCUGCAUGCCUUGGCCCUAUCUCAAGAUGACAGCUCAGCUUUGAUUGAAGAACAAGAAUUUGUGCAUUUCAGGAUGCCAUCCUCUACUUCUGAUAGAAGGCGCCUGCUCAACCUGUCCAAGAUUGCUGUGGCUGCAGGUAAGAAAGAGGGUUUUGAGUUGAAGAUGCUUCGUAUAGAGGCUGAUCUCCAUAUUUUGAUGUUGCAGGAAGAGGUUUUGGCAAGUUUCCCCGAGAAUAAAGGAAAACCAGACAUGAACAAGCUACUACCACCUGUAGUGCUUAUCGAGAUGUGCUUGAGAGGAGGAAGUCAAAAGCUGGCUUUACUUGCAUUUGAGUUAUUUGCUUGGGUAGGCUCUAACUUUCGCAAUUCGAAUCGUAGCCUUCUCGACGAAAGUUGGCGAAAUGCUGCCGAUCAGGAUGACUGGGCAUCUCUAGCCAAUGCAGCAAGAGCAAAUGGAUGGAGCGAUGAAUUGGUCAUUGAGAAUUUGAGAGAAACCGUUCUUUUUAAAGCUUCAUACCGUUGCUAUGGGCCUGCAUCAGAGACUUUUGAAGGAGGUUUCAAUGAGGUUUUGCCACUAAGGAAGGAUGAAUUAGACUUCGCAAAUUCGAAGGAAUUAGGCUCAUCAGUUGAAACUAUCUUGAUGCAGCACAAGAAUUUCCCAGAUGCUGGGAAGUUGAUGCUUACUGCUAUCUUGAUGGGAAGGGAAGGCAUUAAUGUCUUUGCUGAAGCUGAAGGAGAGUUGGCAAUGGAGUCAUGAUGGUUUGCUGAAGCUGAAGGAGAGUUGGCAAUGGAGUCAUGAUGAGUGACUAUAGGCAAGCAUGGAGGCUGUGAAAUGCUUUGGAAACCAUCUAAACCGGCUCAAGAUAAGGUCUCAGCUGUUCUUGGUUGAGCUGGCUUGAUCCAAGCUGGAUUAAGUUAAAGAUAGGUUCAGUUUUGAUAGAAUCUUGAUUUUUGUUUAGUCCUGUUCUUAGUCCAAUACACAAACAUGCUCUCAUUCAUAAGCUUAAGUUAAUCUAAAGCUAGCUUGAUGUGAUUGAAUUUCUUGCAAUAAUCCGUAACCCGAUCCGAUUCAGAUUUGGGUCAGUUUUUUGGAUCGUGUUAAAUAUUGAAACCCCUA